AUGCGUCUUAAAAUGACACGCGGAACUCGAACCUCUCGAAGAUCUACGGCGAUCGGUAAACAAUUCCAGCAGAAUGAUAGCGAGGAUGAAGCUUCUGUUCGCACUGUGGAGAACGAUAACUAUGUGAAACACGGUAGCACGCUGUCACAGAAACGAUGGACCAGCUCGGAAGAAUCGAGACAAGAGUCGAACCGAUCUUACGAACGAAAAAUCAAAACAAGUUUUCCUCGGAGACAAAAUGACAUUGAAGACACGGAGACCGAGUCACCGGAUGCUAUAAGCAAUAAUAAGUCACGCAAAGCCGAAUUAUACUCGACUCGUGCAGAAAAAAUGCGUUAUUCAGAUAUUCACGCGAGCGAAGAAAGAAUCGCGUCGGGAUCUCUUGAGAGGAAGAGGAAACGUAGUAAACGGACUGAAAGACGAAAGCUUGAAGCACGGCCUCGCACGGCAGAAGCCUUUCAUGAUCACGAUCGUGCAGAUAUCAGGUUUUCUGCGAAACGCUACAGUGACAGGGAAGGUAGCGUCACUGAUAAAUCGCGAAGAAGAAAGAAACGUGUUUCCCGAGAAGACGACGAGGUGCCCAUCACCGAGAUCUUGAAAAAAGCUCAAGAAAAUGCGCGCACAAAAUACGAAGAGCCUGUGCCGCUUCCGGAAUUGACUACCGACACAAUUUAUAUUCAAGGCAGAAGCGGCUUUAGCGCUGUGAAAAUUGGCGGAUCGAGACGUGCUUUGGGAAAUGAUACGACACGUGCAACAAAAGGUAGAGGAGGCUGCGAUUCUGCAGGGACUCGAACCUAUACGCUCAUAAAGGUAGCAAUCACUGCGCAGAAAUUUUGGAAAUGCACAGGGCUCGUCUAUCAAGGUCUCUUGGGCGGUAUGGCAUUUCUGCAUUUCAUAAUGAUUCACGUCUUUUUUAACACUUCGAUGGAAUUCAUAUCAAAUUACUCGAUUUUCUCCGAAAUAUAUGCAAAUAUAUUCUCAUUCUUAAUCGCUCUUUGCAUCAUCUCCAUCUUCGAUAAAUUCGAUCUAGCGCGGCUUGAUACGGACCACUUGCGCGAGAUUUACACAGAUCACGCGAAAACCGCGAUCGCCAUUCCGCUUUAUCUAAUAACGUUUGGACUUCAUCAAGCAUCGUCAAAGAUGGACGAUCAGUUAGCUCUAAUACAUUAUCAAAGCAACGAAACGUGGUCAAAUAAUACAACGCAGGAGACUUUUCUGGAGGAGCUGAACGACUGGCAGAAGGUAAUGAUAUCGAAGGACCUUCUCGCGAUUCUCGCUUGGCUAUUCGUCGCUCUUGGAACGCGGGACAACAUGCUAUUGACGCACUUAGAAUCGAUGGUACAAUACGCGAGUAACGCGGAAUCCCCGAGAUAACAUUCGAAGAAUGACUUUCACUGUCGAAUGAAAUAAAUGCGUAUGAAGUUCUUCCACGCGAAUGCGCAGGCUGAAUACUAUAAAGUAUUGAAGACAAGAAUAUUUUAGAGAAUAAUUAUUCACUCUUCUUUACGUAAAAAUACUCACCGAUGCGUGUCGACUCGAUCUUAUCCAAACAUAACAAAUUACGUCGAAAUGACGUUAAAAUGAAACUGAAAAAGUGACUUUUAGUAAUCAUGGCAUUUUCGUAAUCAUUUUAACAUCAUUUUGUUAUAAUGACUUGUAUACUGUUUGGAUAAUCCAGGUACAAAGGAUACGUUUAUAAACACUUUCAGGAAUCAAUGCUCCAAAGGAGAGCAAAUACGAUUUAAACAUUUAUUUGUAACAGAAUAGCGUUUGAUAUGUACAAUAUGUAUAAAGUUCGCCUAGACACUAAUCGAUAAUACAUGUAUACAUAAUAGCAAAGAGAGGACAAUAAUAUUAAGGUUAAAACCCGCUAAACGGAAACUAACAGUAACGUUACAUCAAUAUUAUAAUUUUCCUCUCAACAGUAUUAGUGUAAAGUGAUUCAUAUUUUGCAGAUUGCAUCAAUAUAUUGGUCAGUAUGUUAGAUUUCCUUCUCUAGCAGGCAUGCGUGGUCGAGCAAUUACAUUUAUAAAAUGUAAUCGGUUGAUCAAUAUGUUGAUGUAACACUUAAUACGUAACACUUACACUACUGAAUAAGAAAUUAUAACAUUGAUGCAAUAUUUAGUUUAUGUUCUGUUAGUCUGCGUUCAGCGGAGAUAACAUAUGAUGCAAUGGUACAGUAGUAAAAUAUGUUUGGACUUUUUUGAGCGCGAGAACAUCGGUGGAAUCUGCAAUUGCAAGAUCGUGAUCGUCGACGAUCGGCCGUUGUGAUAGUGAAAUAAAUUGCGUAUCAAAAUUCAUACCGUGGGACACAAUGGAGGGGGAGGAGAGGGGGGGGAGGAGGGCUAUCGUCGAUCGGCGGUAAAAUUUCUGUAGCUUACAAUUGUCGACUCGAGCGGCGCGCUCCCGCUUUUUUACGCGGACGAAAGCAUUUAUCCAUAAAUAAUGUGCAAAGGCUUGUACUCAUUUGCGAAGCAACGAAUAUAUACAUGCUGCUUGUGUGUGUGAAAUUUGUUUACACGCUAAAGUCUCACCUUUCCCUCUUCUCCGCUGGUUCCUCUUUAAUUAAUUAACAAUUUACACCGCCACGACGUUCGUUUCCUUCUUUCUUUUUUUCUAUGUGUACUCUAAAAUAUCUCUGAGCUUAAAAAUAUCAUGAAGGCACUGUUUACAGUUCUAUCAAGUCGAUUUUUGCCUUGUCUUCGCUGCACCGGAUACAGAUCGAUCCGUCAUCGUGUUUACGGCAGGUGGGUUCGUUCGAUUGUACAUAUUUAUUCAUCGACGCAGUGCGUGCGAGCCAAGAGGAAAAAAAAAGAGAGAUGUAUGAACUAAACUCGAUGACGUGCGAUCCAACCGUAGGAAAAUUGACAUAACUCGAUCAGAUCUUUUUGUUAUGCGGGAGAAGUCGGACAUGGCCACGUGGCUACUCCCAUAACGCGCAAGAAACUUUUUUGUCAUGGCUCUGUACAAUCGGUACUUGAAUCGCGAUUAAAAAUUGUGCAAAUUUGCAAUGGCAGUAUCGAGUCAGCGCCUUCGCGCGUGCAAAAUUUCGUCGAGUUUAUAAAAUAUUACGCUCGACGGGGAGAUUGGACUUUGUGUACCAGAUAGCCAAAAUGCAAUAUAUCAUUAGUUGCCAGCAAAUUCAGUCAUGAUUUUAGAGCAAAUUCCUAUCUAUUGUAUCCUCUUUAGUUUGGUUUCUGUCAUUACGAUUUGCCAUAAUGUAAUAAUGGAAAUACAGCAGAAAUGGAGCAUACUUUACCAUCAUCAUGAUGUCGUAAAUUUAGCAAACAUGAUAAUACAUGUAUUACUUGUCGCUAGUUUGACACUAAAAUAACGGCGACUAAGCUUGUUUGAUGCAAGAUCUUCUCGUUCGAUACAUUUCUACCGAUAUUAGGAAAAUAAUAAACUAUCUCGGCCGUGUCGCUGGUGUUCUACUGCAAUACACAGUUUGCAAUACAUUAAUCUCUUGGCAAAUUCGGCUAUCUGGCUAAUUAACGGCUCGUCAACGGGCUGACGAUGCACUAUAAAAAAGGAUCCAGGCUCGUUUAUUAUUCGGGAGAAAAUACCAC
Messenger RNA from Trachymyrmex septentrionalis, 3569 nucleotides. RefSeq lists its product as uncharacterized. Lineage: Eukaryota; Metazoa; Arthropoda; Insecta; Hymenoptera; Formicidae. Bases 1 to 1374 code for a protein of 457 amino acids. Gene Ontology annotation, cellular component: ciliary transition zone. The transcript is spliced from 6 exons. The record is from RefSeq and is a predicted model, not a curated record. Gene Ontology annotation, biological process: cilium assembly.